UUUAAAACUUAUUUAAUUACCAUCAUCAACCGAUAUAAAAACUCACCUAGCCUCCUCUCAAAGUUCAAGGCAAAGAUCAUCUUUGAAAGACAAAAGUUAGUGAGAAGAGAACCUAGUUCAAAUCAGAGCCAUUCAAAAUCAGGAAUAAGAAUAUGGGUGCCGAACUCUCUGCCAUGCAAAAUGCACAAGCCAAUGGACAGUUGUCCAUGAACGCUUCACCAGUGAGAGCUUCCCAAUCUCAGGUUCUUGCUUUCCAUUCCUCUGCCAGAUGGAGGGCCCAUUUUGAAGCCUCCAAAGCAACUGCCAAACUGAUGGUUAUUGACUUCACGGCUUCGUGGUGUGUACCUUGUCGCUUCAUGGAACCAACUAUUAAUGAGUUUGCUGCCAAAUACACGGACGUUGAGUUCAUCAAGAUAGAUGUGGACGAAUUGAUGGAUGUGGCUCAAGAAUUUGGAGUGCAGGCAAUGCCAACAUUUAUACUGAUAAAGAAAGGGAGAGUCAUUGAUAAGGUUACUGGGGUUAAAAAGGAAGAGCUUCAGAAGAAGAUUGAGAAACACAGGGCUUACUAUAACUAUGCCUAAUUGCAUUAGCUAUGUGUGAUGGUCCAAGCAACGCUAUGGCUUAUCUAUAGUAUGAAGUUGCAAAUUGCAAUGUGAGAUAACCAGCUACUAUAAUAAAAUGAUGUAUCAUGAGCAUUUGUACUAAAUAUCUAUUAUCAAUAUAAAAUAAGAUCACGUAUGUGCUUUUUUAUGUCAACUUUUUUGUACAAGAUGGGAAAUUUUUAAGUGUGUAAGUGUAUACCAUGUAUACUUGCAUAAGUUCUCACAAAUAUGUAAGUGCAUACCAUAUGCACUUUUGUAGUAUGGUGCAUAUGAUAUGCACCCUUAGAGAGGUGCACACCAUAACAUUUUCUAAACUAUAAAU
Molecule: messenger RNA, 924 nt
Organism: Camellia sinensis
Lineage: Eukaryota; Viridiplantae; Streptophyta; Magnoliopsida; Ericales; Theaceae
Product: thioredoxin H2
Source: RefSeq, a predicted model, not a curated record